AUGCCACUCGCAACGAAAAGAUGGAGACGACCGACCGACCCAUGCACCAUCAUCAUCAUCACCACCACCACUGCCCACAAUGGCGGAGUCGCCGAUGCUGGCUGGCUCAAGAACGGCGCAAAGAAGUUUGAGAGGCUUCUUCGCCAGGGGGAGGUUAGGCCUCGUGGCCUUCUAGAAGACACGGAAAAGACGGGUAAAAGAGGAGGUGCCACAAGCUCGGCCCAGAUCCCGCAGUGA
Messenger RNA from Colletotrichum higginsianum IMI 349063, 237 nucleotides. RefSeq lists its product as uncharacterized. The transcript has a single exon. The record is from RefSeq and is a predicted model, not a curated record. Bases 1 to 237 code for a protein of 78 amino acids. Lineage: Eukaryota; Fungi; Ascomycota; Sordariomycetes; Glomerellales; Glomerellaceae.